AUGCGUGUACAUAUACAUGAUGUUAUGCAUGAGUGGUUUCGCCAGGUAGCUCUGAGGUAUACAACCCGCGAAAGGAUUACUUGACAACUGAGUUAGUCUUGUAAUGGAGAACGUGCUUCACCGACUGCGACACGAGCAGCAAGUUGUGUAAAAUCUGAAUGUCAGUGGAUCAAAAUUCCGUGUCUGUUGGCUCCUCAACAACUGGUGGAAACUGUAUGUUGGCGGGACUUUGAUUUUCAAAUUUGAGUUUCCUGUUUCUGUGUGAAUUUGCUGUCAUAUUUGAAGUUGUGGAUCUGUACUCUUGAGUUGUACAUACAGAUGAAGACAUGACAUGGAUGGAUAUUGCACAGUGAAUAACUUCGUCAGAUAUGUGUUGAGUUUAUGACAAGUUGCUCGCAUCGAUUUCCUUUUGGACCUAUUUGAUAGAUAAAAGCUUCACAGAUGGACAACUGACGGGUUCUGCUUGCUGUGGGCAGAUCAAUAAGCCUGAAUGACGGACCCAAGCCAGGAGUCAGACUUGAUGCCUCCCAGGAACCCCUCUGCUGCAUCGGCAUCCAUCAAUACAGAUGGGGAGAGUGACAGGAACCAUUCAUCGGCGCUGACCUCACCUCCCUACCAAUCCACAAUGGACCCUUCCACAAUGGAAAAUGUAAAGGAUCACAAUGAAAACAAGGAGGGCUUGUCUUAUGAGACAAAACAGGAGUUGACCUCAACCCAUGAUGGAUCAAUGGAUUCUUCCAUUUUGCAAGAUGGAAAUGGCCAUUUUGAAAAAAAGGGCUUGACCUUCAAUGAGUUGGAGCAUGAUGGUCUGGAGUUGGCUUCAACCCUUGAUGGGACACUGGAUUCUUCCAUUGUGCAAGAUGGAAGAGACCAUUAUGAGAAUAAGGGGGUCCAGGAGUUGUCUCGAGGGAACAAGGAGUACCUGAUGCUGGUUCAUACGGAGAAUGGAGAUGACCAAGAAGAUGUGUUGGAUGUUGACGGCAAGUUUCAUGAUUCGUUGGAUAUAGAAGGCCGUGAGUUUGGAUAUCGGACAAGUGGACCUGUAAGUGAUUUAAAGAACAGGGAAUCCAGUUCGGAUGAGCCUGGAAAAGAUGCCAAAAUAACAGCUGAUAACCAAAAAACAAAAGAUGUGAAAGAGCGACGAUGAUGUGUUUGCGUCUGUAGAUAAUAAAGUUGAUGUUAAAAACGAUGUUAAAAAUGAUGUUAACAGUGACGUUGGAAAUGAUGUAAAUAAUGGUGUCAAGGUGAAUGAUAGGAGAACAGGUGUUGCCUAUUCCCCAGAACAAAUCAGAAACGUUCAUUUAGAAACUACGCAAUCAGGCUCUUCCCAGGAUGCUUUGGAACAAAGGGAGGUAAUUCAGGUUGCUAGAACUGAAUCUGUUUCAAGCUACCAGUCAAACUCUACAGACAAUCUACGGAAUCUCGGGUAUCGAGAUAGCGUCAGCUCGGAAUUUACUUCCCCAGAUACUUUGGAAUAUGAUCCUCGGAACUAUCACAAAGUGAGUCCGCUCCGGAAUGGAAUCUCCUCCGUCAGCGAGGAAGAGCAUCUCCAC
Molecule: messenger RNA, 1553 nt
Organism: Haliotis rubra (blacklip abalone)
Lineage: Eukaryota; Metazoa; Mollusca; Gastropoda; Lepetellida; Haliotidae
Exons: 2
Coding region: 491-1147 (218 amino acids)
Source: RefSeq, a predicted model, not a curated record